Nilaparvata lugens (brown planthopper) is the source of this 4054-nucleotide messenger RNA. RefSeq names its product mothers against decapentaplegic homolog 3 (gene Smox). Lineage: Eukaryota; Metazoa; Arthropoda; Insecta; Hemiptera; Delphacidae. Gene Ontology annotation, molecular function: I-SMAD binding; RNA polymerase II cis-regulatory region sequence-specific DNA binding; DNA-binding transcription factor activity, RNA polymerase II-specific. The transcript has 8 exons. Gene Ontology annotation, cellular component: heteromeric SMAD protein complex. Gene Ontology annotation, biological process: SMAD protein signal transduction; transforming growth factor beta receptor signaling pathway; BMP signaling pathway. The record is from RefSeq and is a predicted model, not a curated record. The coding region runs from base 202 to 1437 and encodes 411 amino acids.
AUUCGCGGAAGAUUGUCUGGAAAUGUGAUAAGGCCGUGUGUAUUGCUGUAUCUAUCUUGUGGAAUGAGAGGAAGAUCAGUGCAAUACUACGUUUGGUAACAAAUCUUAUUUACAUGUGCAUUUUCAACACUAAUGUUUUGAAUUAAAACAAUCUUGAUUUUGUGUAAAAGUGACAAUCAACAUCUGUAACUAGAUGUAGCUAUGACGUCUAUGCUUCCCUUUUCACAUCCAAUUGUCAAACGUCUUUUAGGGUGGAAAAAGAGUGAUGGUGAGGACAAGUGGAGUGAAAAAGCUGUAAAAAGUUUAGUGAAAAAACUUAAAAAAGCAAACGGAUUAGAAGAACUUGAAAAAGCUAUCACUUCACAAGAUCCCAAUACGAGGUGCAUCACCAUACCAAGGAAUUUGGAAGGUCGAAUCCAUAGGAAAGGACUGCCCCACGUAAUCUAUUGCAGACUGUGGAGGUGGCCUGAGUUACAAUCCCACCACGAAUUGAGAGCCAUUGAGACUUGUGCAUACGCGUUUGCACUUAAACGCGACGACGUGUGUGUUAAUCCUUACCAUUAUUCGCGGGUUGAACCACCAGCUCUGCCAGCAAUCCUCGUUCCUCGACUGAGUGGGGACUCGUUGGAAGUGCCGGGGAGUGGGGUGGAACUUGUCGAGCACAUUUCUUCUCCUCCGACAAACAUAUCAGUGCCAGCUGUAGCCCUGGAGCCCCCAAGACCUCCCACAGAAACACCCCCUCCUGGGUACAUGUCAGAAGAUGGCGACAAUAUGGACCACAGUGAUAAUCUGAGUAUGUCUCCCAGCCCUGCAAUAGAUACACAGCCAGUCAUGUAUUGUGAACCUGUAUUCUGGUGCUCCAUCAGCUACUACGAACUGAACACUAGGGUAGGAGAAACCUUUCAUGCAUCACAACCUUCCAUCUCAGUCGAUGGAUUUACAGACCCGAGCAACUCGGAACGGUUCUGUUUAGGACUUCUGUCAAACGUGAACAGGAAUAGUGUUGUCGAACAGAUAAGGCGCCAUAUCGGAAAAGGUGUCCGGCUGUAUUAUAUUGGCGGUGAGGUGUUUGCCGAAUGCUUGAGCGAUUCUUCCAUUUUUGUCCAAUCACCGAACUGCAAUCAGAGAUAUGGCUGGCAUCCGGCCACAGUCUGUAAGAUACCUCCAGGUUGCAAUCUGAAAAUUUUCAAUAACCAAGAGUUCGCAGCUCUAUUGUCGCAGUCCGUGUCGCAAGGAUUCGAAGCCGUUUACCAAUUGACUCGGAUGUGUACAAUCCGCAUGUCCUUUGUGAAAGGAUGGGGCGCCGAAUAUAGACGACAGACUGUUACUUCUACUCCUUGCUGGAUUGAGCUACACCUAAACGGGCCGUUGCAAUGGUUGGACAGAGUCCUCACCCAAAUGGGAUCUCCCAGACUUCCGUGCAGCUCCAUGUCUUAAAUGCAAGACAGCUUGCGCUUCCAUCUCUCCGAUAAUGAAAAACUUUUGUUUGGAAGUGAAUGCAGUUAUCGUAACUAAGUUUGUGCUGUGGUAUGAUUGUCUUCAACCAUUUACAUUCUCAUCACAUGCCAUGCCAAACGUAUACAACUGCCUCGUAGUAUGAACAAAGAAAGACAUUUUUACAGUGGUUUGUGUUAGAAGGGAAUCAGUCUCGUUCGAAAGUAGCCUUGUUUGAUUUAAAUCUGUAAUAAUAAAUUGUAUUGUCAUUGUCAGUAGUAUUUUACUUACUAUGUUCAGUAAUGCUAGUUUUACGCAUGAGUAUGAUUGUUUCUGCCCGAAACGUAGUUGAGGCACAGAAUAGAUACAGAAUGGAAACUUGUAAUCAAACGACUAUCUAACCAAUGCUUUUUACAUGACCCCAAUACUAAACACGUCACGUGACCUUGGGAAGUUCCAAUCCUGGUCUUCUGAUUGGCUCGUGGCAGUGAACGAGAUCAAUUGAUCCGGAUCAUUAAAGUGACCGAACCUACCAUCAAUACUAUUACAAUGCAGCGCUUCCUAACAAGAUGGCGGAUUUUGGCGUCAGGGUAUAGCCAAGUUUCCGUACUGUAUGUAUACUGUGGUUGAGGGCCGAAUUAUCAUACGAAUGCGGUAAAAACGUAACCGUACAAGUUACUUACACUUUUUUGUCAUCUAAUAAAGAAUAGAUAGGAAACACAAAACAUUAGCUGCAGGAAAAAUGAUACACGACUUUAAAGAAAACAUAUGAUUUCAUUACAGUACAGUAUGCUGUAAUAAGAUCAUAUGUAUGUUUACUUGUUCAGCUGUUUACAGGCUUGAUUUCAUGCAUGGAAAAUUUAAUGAGUAUGACAAAAACAUAAUUUACAUACCUUAUUCAAUGGUAAUUUUCGUUUCAGAUUCAUAAUCUUAUGAUAGGUAUAACUAAAGUUUGUAGAUUCAAAUCAAUGUUCUUCAAAAGUAUCGUUCUACAUAAUAUACUUUUCCAAAGAAUAAAAUUUGUUAUUUAUAUUUAAAUAUCUUGUUUCGUUGUUGUGUAGUUAGUUGUUGAACAUUAUCUGUACUAAUGGUAUUCCUUCAAAUUUGGUUGUUUCAAAUUCAGGUUAUAAAAUCUCGUAGAUUUUAAAAAGUCGUAGAUUUUGUGUAUACUGUAUAAUAUUUUUAAUAUUGCAAUUUCGUAUUAGCACGGUAAUUGUUCGAUUUAUUAGUGGCAGAGUUUCAAAUUUUCUAUCUUUCUCAAUGUCAAAACAAUUUGCCCGAUGUGUUUACCAUGUGUUGAAUGGUACCUAGUUGAGACAAUAGUUAUUUCGAUAAAAUAAUUCCGAUUUCUUUAACAUUGGAGAAGAUUUUUCCUAUUGGGUUGUGGUUAUUGUUAUUUCUACCUCAAGAUAGAAAUUUUCGUUAGUAUUUCUGAAGACAGUUCAAGCUCUUGAAGAUGUUUAAUAUAUUCAGCAAUAUGAAGAAUCAAUUGUAUUCUUGUUCGAGACAAUGAUCUUACUAAAUUUAAUAUCAUAAUAAUUGUAUUACAAUUCCAUAGUUAGUGUAUAAACUUUUCUCAAUCAAAUUGCAAAUCAAUUUAGUAUCUAGCGUUAAAGUUUAUUUUUGGGCUCCGAACAUUUUGAAGGCUAGAAGAUUGAAUUUAAUCGGUGGUUUUCAUGGUAAAAACAAAUGAACAAAAAAAAAACAAAUGAUGAAAUUAGAUUACAUAAUAUAAUUAUGGAAACAAAUCUUCGGAAUACAAGUUCCAUAUUCAUUUUGAAAUUGGUUUUAUUUGUGUACCGUCAAAGCUGAGGUUUUAGAGAAUAAAAUUGAUAGAAUCGUUGAUGUAUGUAUUAAAUGUUGUCUAAAUUCGAGUUUUAUCAUAGAUCGUCAAUCAAAUUCGAUAUUGUCUGAAUACAUUCAUAUUUAUUAAGCUGUAUUGUGAUAACUCUGAUCUUGGUUUAACUAGAGUUUCUAGCGUUAGGUUUGAUUUGAUUAGAGCGUAUAAUAUCUAAAUUGCACAAAUUUAUUGAUGGUGUUCUUAAUCCUCAGCAAUUAUUUUGAAGAUUUGGCUGGCUCAAAAUGUCUCUUUUGUAUUGCUUUAGUGAGCAAAUACAGCGAAUGCUACAUUGAGCCCAAUGUUCAACUUGAGAUAUACAUAUUUCAAAGUGAAUAUAUUCAGUAUUCUUCAAACAAUGAUCCAGUGACCGACCACUUUAAGGAGUUUUAUGAUAAUAACUAUGAAUGUGGAAACUAAUAAAAGUACAAAUAUGUUAUUGGUUUGUAACAAAUUUGUAAAGUUGGUUUUACAUGACAAGUAGUUUCUAGUGCUUUUACCUAAGGCUCAUAAUAUCUUACGUGCUGGAUCAUUUGUGAUUUUUUAAUUAUGUGUAAAAAAAGAAAUAAGUAGUAUAGGAAUUGUAAUGAAUUGAAGCAUUUAACCAAUGAUUUUGAGUCUUUUAAUCAGCUUGUGAAUGAUAUGUAUUGUAAUACUACUGUGUGUUAUUGACUGAUUCCCUUUUCGUAUGUGGUCAAGUAGAACAUUGAUACGUUUUUUGAAACUUUGUUUAUUGAUGAUGAAUUGUACAGAAAACUUUGAUUAAAAUCUUGUAUAAAUACA